Messenger RNA from Letharia lupina, 405 nucleotides. RefSeq lists its product as uncharacterized. The transcript has 2 exons. Lineage: Eukaryota; Fungi; Ascomycota; Lecanoromycetes; Lecanorales; Parmeliaceae. Bases 1 to 405 code for a protein of 134 amino acids. The record is from RefSeq and is a predicted model, not a curated record.
AUGACCCAUUUUUCGAAAGAGGGGGAGGGCAAGGGGUUUCCGAAAGGGAAAACCGGGAGGGGAAAUGCUCACGCGGAAGAGCGAGACGACGUAGCUAUUACAGCCAAAAGUCGUGACGCCCGUGGUGGCGAAGCUGCAUGGGGCUAUGCCGAGCAAGCCAGAAAACCAAAGAGACGAAACCGUGAAGAACCCUCUACUCAAAUAAUCAGGGCACGUCGUACCGGUGGCGUCGCCAUAGACGAAAUAUCGCGCGCAUGCGCCAUCCGUGACCCACUUCCCGUUCACGUCAAGACAGCCGUUGACGCUGGUUGUGGAGCCGGAGACCUGAGAGACGAGGAUGUCGCCGCAGCCGGAGAGCUUGACGUCGCGGCGGGAGAGGGCGGAGUGCGGUUCUGGAGCGCGUGA